GCAUGCAGUAGCUGGGCAACGGCACGCACCCCAUUGCACAGCCAGGGCACAAGCGAGUGGCUCGCGGGGGCAUGUGAGCGCUCCCGGACGCACUGGACGCGCGGCGGCCGCUCGACAGAGCAUGUGAGACCGCGGCCACACAGGCGGCCACGCGCCCCGGGCUCCGUGAGACGCACGCACUCCCUGCGCCACACGCACGCAACCGACCCUCGCCCGACGCCCGCGGCGAAAUAAUGCCCGAGCUGGAAGACUUCUCGGCCAUCUCGAUUUGUGCCAACACCAAUGAGAUCAUCUACAAAAACUUCCGGCCCACCAGGGCCAAGCUGGCGUUGGCCGUUUUCGUCCUGUCCGUCGUGUCGUUGGUCCUGGCGCUGCACACGCUCUGCUCCGCACAAACGCAAGUUUUCAUUUACUCGUCUGAGACGUCAAUCUACCUUAAUUCCGGCGAUCGAUCCUCGUCCAUCCACGCCUCCCUGCAGAAACACGAGCAACAACGGCUGAUUCAGGAGGUGCGCAACACCGACUUUGGCGACGGCUCCGGCGGCGGUAGGUCGCGGUCGGAGCGUCCGCAACGCCGCCUUCCGCACGUGCUGAUCAUCGGGGUGCGCAAGUGCGGCACGCGGGCGCUCCUGGAGAUGCUGAACCUGCACCCGCGCAUAGUUAAAGCGAGCGGCGAGGUGCACUUCUUUGACCGCGACGACAACUACCGCCGCGGCCUCGAGUUCUACCGCGCCAAGAUGCCCGAGUCGUACGAGCGGCAGAUUACCAUCGAGAAGAGUCCCAGCUACUUCGUCACGUCCGAGGCGAGCGAACGCAUCCGCGCCAUGAACGCCUCCAUCAAGCUGCUGCUCAUCGUCAGGGAACCCGUCGUCAGGGCCAUCUCGGACUACACCCAAUUAAGAUCUCACACGCCGACGCGGGUGCCUUCGAACGCAUCGUCACCGAGCCACGACCAGAGUUUCGAGGAGCUGGCCGUGCGGGCCGACGGCACCAUCAACGAGUCGUACCGGCCGAUCGCGCUCUCCAUUUACCACAACUUCAUGUCCAUCUGGCUGGAGACAUUCUCGCGCAGUCAAAUCCUCAUCGUCAGCGGCGACACGCUGAUCACGCGGCCGGCGACCGAGUUGGCAAAGAUCGAGUCCUUCCUCAACAUCGAACCUCGACUCGGACCCAGGAAUUUCUACUUCAACAAAACUAAAGGGUUCUACUGCAUCAAGAACGCGUCGGCCGACAAAUGCCUGAAGGACACGAAGGGCCGGAAGCACCCAGACGUGAAUCCAGACGUCAUCUCGAAACUGCGCCGCUUCUUCAGUUCGCACAAUCAGAAGUUUUACGAGCUGGUCGGCGAGGACUUUGGGUGGCCAGAGUCUUAGCCGCGGCAAAAAUUGAGCAACGAAUUUAUCUUUCAGCUGAUUUUAAUCAUCAUCCACACCGGUUUUCAGUUCGGGCGGGCGAGACCAAGUGCCAAUUCGAUUAAGGAAAAUAAUGUAAAAUUCUCGUGGCGGUGCGGCGUCGGCGCGGAUUAAAAUCAGAGAGUUCCUCGCGUUAGUUCCUCAACGAAAGAAAGAAAGAACGAAAAGCGCCGCUGCACCGACUCGACACUGACGAACGGACAAACAAAACGCGAUUUUACGACAGCAGCUUUAUGAAAAUGAAAAAUUUAUAUACUAUACAACAAAAACACAUAUCAAGACGCGGCGCGCGAGCUCGACGAGCGACAAACGCGCGCGCACGCGCACUUUUAACGCAUAUUAAAAUUAUAUUAUAUAAAUAUAUCCUCUCACGCAGAAUAUCGUUACCAUAUCAAAGGAUUUAAGAAGAAUUUCGGAAAUUUCAAAGUCUGAAUGAACACAUAUCAACUCGGAGUAUUAUUACGCGAGUUUUACUAAUUGUUAAGCAGUUACUAACGUAGGCUAAUUAAAUCCAAUUUUGUCGUUGAAGGAGAAGGCUUGCAAAAUGCGGGGCAAAAUUCUAAAUUUUGACACGUGGGUUUUUGAAACGGCGUCAAAACGGUGAUUGCUUUCGGUACAUUUUGAAAAAACAGAGGUAUUUUUUGUGCCUGUUUGAAUAUAAUCAGGGCGACCGCUAGAUGGCUAGAAAUGUACGUAUUUAGCGCCAGGAUUCAAGUUUUAAUAAAUUAAAAAAAUUGGUUGAAAUGAAAAAGAAAAUGGUGCCACGGGUUUUUUCUAUUGGCUUGAGCGUCCAAAUCGUAGCUGCAGUUCCUUCAAACGGGUGGCACCAGUUAUUGGCAUUCAAUUUUACAAAAGGCUGUUUUUCUUAAUGAUCCUUUUUGGCUAAAAUAGUUUUAAAGACUACAUUUUGGGGGAAUCCGAAAAAUAUGGUGUUUUUCGCUGCCAUAAACCAAAGAUGACAGGUUUUUUUGUUGUUUGCAAGAUUCAGAAUUUUAAACUGCCUUAGUAUGCUUAAAGACCAUCUUUGACGAAGAUUCUGAGCCCACCAAUCGAUUCCUGAGGGUCGAAUUAGGUAAAGUGGAUGUUUUUUCCGUUAAAAACACCCAGCAUGACGUGCGAACUUUUUCCCCGCCAAAACAAUAUGAAUGCAAGAAGUGCGCAUGCGUCAGCGCUGGCUGGAUGUGACAAAGAAGUCAUUCGUACUCUUUGCAAGAGCUCAAACCAGCUCUCACGCAUGCGCAGUCAUCGCAAAUACGUUCAAAUUGUUUUGGCGGGAAAAAAGUUCGCACGUCAAACUGGACUUUUUUAACGGAAAAAACAUCAACUUUACCUAAUUCGACCCUCAGGAAUCGAUUGGUGGGCUCAGAAACUUCGUCAAAGACGUUCUUUGGCGAGUUUUCUAUAAAUUGAAGCUCUAUUUUGAAUUUUUACGAGUCCAUAUUUCAAUUUUAAAACCUCGUAGCGUUUAAAUCCGUAGAAAAUCUCCAAAAUUCGCGAUACCAGACAAAUUUUCAAUAUGGCAGUUAGAAAACAUCAUUUUUACGGAUUAAAAGGUGCAAAAUGAAUUCCAAAAGAGCAAAUUAUGACCUCAAUAUAUAACAUUAGGAUAUUUUUACCGCACCAAAUUCAACUUGAUUUAACAAAUGUUUUUUAAGAACUGAAAGUUGGACUAUUUCCAUCAUGAGAUUAUUGUUUAAUUUUCUUGCGCACUAAAUUUAUGUGUAGUAUUUGCGACGCAAGAGAUUGCCGUACAGGGUCUUUCAUUCCCAUCUAUAUAAAUUUGAAGCAAUAAAAUCACAAUGAUUGUGAAUAACGGCUCGGUAUCUGAUUAUUCAAAGAAAAGAUCGAAGAUUUAGAUUAAUUUACACCGACACGCACAAAUUUUGUUGUGGUGAAAAAUGUUUUGUUACAAGAUUUAGGUAAUUGAAAAUUACCUCCCGCGCGCAAACUGCUGUUAAACUGGAUGUUAGCGAAUUUCCUUCUCAUGUGGUAGUUUUUAAGGGUUGGCCGGAGAAUGUUAUCGAGGAGAAUGACGGAAUAUACCUAUUAGGAAUACAUAUUUUAAAAUAGUAGAUUUAAAACUCUUACUCGCACGAAGUUUCAAGCUUGAAUGUCGCACGAUCGUUACCGAAUUUCCUUCACGUACACCUCAAUCAUCACGUGUUUUACAGAGUGUGCAUAUAUCAAAGCUAUUUUUGACUCCUCCAAUGUUUCAAGACAUAUCACGAGAAAAAGAGGCCAAAAUAUUUCAUUAAAAUGGAGAUACAUCCAAGUUCAAAACGCGAGUUUUAAAUAACAAAGUGUUGAAUUGCCAGCAGAGUUUAUAUUAAAAUACACACACACAUGAUACACAUACACACAAGUCUGUUAAAGCAGCACUGGAAAUUACACUUAAUUUUGACACUGCCAAUCACUUCCUUAGGCUCGAGAUUAAUUAAAAAAAAUUAGAUCCAGAAUAAAGAUGGCAGCGCCGCAGCCGCACAGCGACAGUCAGUGCAAUAGGGCUGAAGAGGGGGCGUAACCGAGGGAAUAAAAUAUGGCAGCGUGGAGAAGAAUUCACUGCUCGCCCUCGCCGCCCAUAGUGGUGCGCCGCCAUAUUGCAUUCCUUCAGUUACGCCCCCCUCUUCGCCUGUUUUGACGCCGAAUCUUUCGAUUUCACGCGCGUACAUUGAGAAAUCAAGUACUUUUUAAUACCAAAAAUUCAAUCGAAGGAAACAUGGCUGCUGGCUACCUCCGCUGACUGUCGCAGUGGCGCUGCUGUCUCGAACUUCGUCAAACAAGCCAAUCAGAGGCGUUCUUGACGCACUUUUUGAUUUUUCAGACCAAAAACCGCCAAAAUUAACGUUUUUUUUUCGAGGUAUUGAUUGAUUUAAACCUCUGGAAUCGAUUGGCAGUGUUGCAGAAAUGAAAUUCUAGUGCUGCUUUAGCCAAUAAUGUUGAAUAUAAUUAGUUCGAAGCCACGACUAUAUUUUUAUUAAAUCCAAAUACACAAUGACGAUGAGAGACUAAUUCAGUCCUGCGGUUCAAUAAGUUGCUUUUGCGAAAAAGCUUCUCACGACACGUUUUAGAAAGAGAUAAUUAUUAAAAGAGUCGCUUUAGAGGGUACAAACGAAACUCACAUUCUACUACAAUCAUGUUUUAAAUGUCGCCGCCGGAAGAAAAAAAAACAGUUGUUUUACCGCCAGAAAUCUGUCCAAACGAAGAACAAAACAUAUCAAAAUGAUCAAACAAAAAGCAAAUCGUCUUUCUUGGAGCUGAAAAUAAAAGGGAGAAUUUUUAAAAACUAACACGCAAAUAAUAGCAGAGGUGAGAAUGAAAUGAGAUAUUUUUGCUUGAAAUCUUAGGCAACUCCUAGAUUAGCGUUUAGAAUCUCGGUGUGCCGUCGCGUGGGAAUGGAAAUGAAAAGAUGAGCUGUUGAAUAAUAGCGAAAUUCACUUCAGAACGUAGGGCGUAGUUUUAAGAAGAAACAAAAAACGAAGGCUUUGUAAUUCAUUGCAUGCGUUGGCAGAGUGAAAUAAAAAAAGAUUAUUGUUCACCGAAUAAAAUUGGAAACGACCAAAAAAUGUUUUCUGUGUUAUUUCCCUCACCCAGAAUAAAUACACAAGUUAAUGAGAGAGUACAAAUCA
Cloeon dipterum is the source of this 5038-nucleotide messenger RNA. It is a transcript of the gene Hs3st-A, whose product is annotated as Heparan sulfate 3-O sulfotransferase-A. Gene Ontology annotation, molecular function: [heparan sulfate]-glucosamine 3-sulfotransferase activity. NCBI's taxonomy places the organism in Eukaryota, Metazoa, Arthropoda, Insecta, Ephemeroptera, Baetidae. The record is from RefSeq and is a predicted model, not a curated record. Bases 234 to 1373 code for a protein of 379 amino acids. The transcript has 6 exons.